Oncorhynchus tshawytscha (Chinook salmon) is the source of this 1402-nucleotide messenger RNA. Its product is annotated as fish-egg lectin. Lineage: Eukaryota; Metazoa; Chordata; Actinopteri; Salmoniformes; Salmonidae. The record is from RefSeq and is a predicted model, not a curated record.
AAUCCUAGGAUUGGUCAGUGCACAUUGCCUGACCCGUAUGGUAAAUGGAAGGAAGGAGAAAAGCCUGUUGAUAUUAUUGUUGGAGACUACCUGAGUAUGUGAAGUUUGGAUAUGUGAGGAAUGUGGUGAGAGCAUUUGUGUCCAAACCAUUACAGUGUGGGAAUUGUAAAGGAUAUGGUCACGUGUCAAAUGUUUGCAGAUGGGAGAAGUAUGAUAUUGAAGAAUCUGUGAAUGGAAAAUGUUGCAACUGUGGCGGGGAUCAUACUUCGGAUUUCCUUGAGUACCCUGUUAGGGUGAAGGAGGUCGAAGGGGUCAAGGUUCAGGGCUGAGCAGCGGAUCUCCUAUGUGGAGGCAGUGAAGAGAGUCGAAAGGGAAAGAGACAACAAUAAUGAAGAUGUGGCUGUGGAUGCAGUAUGAAGUUUGAUUUUGUUGAGUUAUUUUCUGUUAUGAUAGUUUGAGAUUUUAUACUUUUUUUCAAAUAAUGUUUUCCCUCUUGGGAUCCUUAUUAUCUGCCCGCUCAGUGGGUGGCGGAAUCCACAUAUAACUUUUGUGAACGCCAUUAUACCAUAGAAGAAAAGUGAUUGAUGGGUGAUUGACAAUUUGAGAGCUGAUUGAGAGUAGACUCCUAACUCAGCAGGGGGUUCCCACAUGCUUUUGAAUCCUUUUUGUUCUCAAAUGAUCUAUUAUUUGUCACCAUGAACAUCAGUAACCUGGUUGGGCUGGCUGACAACAGAAUGUGACCAAGCUCACCUUAGACUCCGAUCUACAGAGACAUCAUGAGAGCAACUGCAGCCGUCCUAUUGGUCCUCUGUCUCCUGACCAUCAGUCACGCCUGGGACUGUCAGAUUGUAGUGGCUAUCAAGAAUCUGAUGCAGAUAGAUGCAGGACUGGGACAAGUGGUUGCUACGGACACAAGUCAAAUCCCCUACUACCUGGUAGGUGAUGAAUGGAUCCGCCUGCCUGGUUCCCUGAGGCAUAUCACUGUAGGACCAGCAGGGAUCUGGGGUGUCAGCAACGGAAACCUCAUGUUCAAGUAUGUGGCCGGUAACUGGGUUCAAUUUGCAACCGGUGUAAAUCAGCUGGAUGCUGGGGGGGAUGAGUUUGUUGUGGUGGCCAACAUGGACUAUGUUCCAGGGUGUCUUUCAAGAAGUGCCUCACUUGGCUUCAUGGGUGCUGACUCAUCCCUUCGAGGGAUAAGGUUGCCAGGAGCUGUGAAGUAUUCUAGUUGCGGACCUUUUGGGUGCUGGGCAGUCAACAAGAAUGAUGAUAUCUACUUAAUGAGUCUGAAUCAAGACUGCCAAAACAAUGGGUGGAGUCACAUUGAUGGCAAGCUUUCCAUGAUUGAGGUGGCAACUGAUGGUAGUGUCUUUGGGGUUAACUCUGCAGGCCAAGUUUAUACCAG